AUGUCCGAUCCCUAUUCUGUUCCCGGUACCUUCAUCGGUCGACCAACGCAGCGAGAAGACUUCUCGCAUGAAACUGCCACCGUAAGCCUCGCAGGAGAGAGCUACUUCUUUAGUGGCCCAGCAAGAAGCUACGGACGAGUUCACAGAGGGAUGGGAGGUCAACCAAAACUUGACUUUGAUCAUCGAAAGGGGCUCGACAAGACUGCAUACAUCAUCCUUGGUCCCGAUCCACACUUCUUCCAAUACAGUUCUGACCUUGAGGAUUAUGGGGAGAUUGCAGAUCUUUACACAGAACAUGAUGUUGAACGCCCAUCAUUCCUCUAUCUCGGUCCUAACAAGACUUUCUACACUCGUGUAGACGAUGGAACUGAGAAGUGGGAGCUCCCUCAUGAGAUAGUCCGUCGAGGCUUACAGGUGACAUCUGACGCCGUUCGAUCUGCGGUUGACAGUCUUUGGCUUGGUGUAGGUAACGCUUGGGUUGCGCAGUAUCGGGACAAUCGCUUCAGAUUCGAUCUCCGGGGUCAAUAUGCCAACCUGGAGCCGGUUUUGCGUCAGAAACAGGAUCAGGAGGUCUCUAUAAAUGCGCUGGCAUUGAAUGUGGUUGAUGGAGAGUCUUAUGUCUGUGUCUUUAACGAUGGAGAUGUGGUAUACGAGGCUGGUUCAGCUCGCUUUGAUGGAAAGGAACUUGAAGCUUGGUGUGAGCAGAACUUUAGAUUCACUCAGAGACUGAGACUCGCUUAG
Fusarium subglutinans is the source of this 741-nucleotide messenger RNA. RefSeq lists its product as uncharacterized. The record is from RefSeq and is a predicted model, not a curated record. NCBI's taxonomy places the organism in Eukaryota, Fungi, Ascomycota, Sordariomycetes, Hypocreales, Nectriaceae. The transcript is spliced from 3 exons. The coding region runs from base 1 to 741 and encodes 246 amino acids.